AUGGAAUUGAUAAUGGAGUAUUGGGGAUACUCCAACCGAAUACAAGGAGGAAAACUUCUACCUCUCAAGACUAGGGCUGUUAGUGGGAGGAUGAUACUCAGAACCGGUCCGAAAAUCGGACCACCAGAGCCAGUUAAAUGGCCCGGCCCGGCCGAAAAGGAUUCUUCUGAGACUCCCAACAUGGCUGAUCUGAUAGAUAUCAGCUUGUUGCUUGAUGGGGCAGAGGAGACAAUGGAUGGAGGCAAUUUAGAGAUUGGUGAGAUGACUGACUUGGGAAUUCCAGACCCAGUACCAAUCCCAAAUGAUGUUACAACUGAGACUACAUCCACUACCCAAAAUACAAGUACCACUCAAAACACAACAACUGUUGUUGAGCCAACACCUCCAGUUGACCCAACUCAGAGUUCUCAGAGCCAAAUCAAUGCUUUUGGUAAAGCUCCUCGUCCCAAAAAGUCUGCUGUUCAUACUGAGAUGGUUCUUGUUGAGAUUCCAGAUGGUGCCAAGAAGUGGAAAUGCAAAUGGUGUGGUAAGCUUUAUACUUAUGACACUAAAUGGAAAAGCACUUCUAAUGGUAAAAAACACUUAGAAAAUUGCAUCCAAAGGAAGCUGAGGAUGAGAGGUAAUACUCACAAGGAGGUGGCACAGUCUAGGUUAAGUGUAGGUUCUGAUAGUACUCCUAGUUUGGAAACCUGGACAUAUAACCAUGCUAGGGUUAGAGAGGUUGCAGCUCAUAUGAUUCUAGGGCAUGAAUUUCCUUUUUAUGUUAUGGAAGGUGUGAUUUUUAAUGAAUUCCUUAAAGAGAUUUAUCCUUGGUACAAAAAUAUUAGUAGACAUCAGGUUAAGUUGGAUUGUGAAACAUUUUAUGAAGCUGAGAGAGUUAAAAUGAAAAGGUCAAUGUCACAGAUUAACAGGAUCAGUCUUACAACUGACCUGUGGUGGUCUGGUGAACAAAUAAUUGGUUAUACGACUGUGACUGGCCAUUUCAUUGAUUCAAAAUGGCAACUUCAUAAAAGAGUUUUAUCUUUUAAGAAUGUUCCUCCACCACAUUCUGGUGAAGUUUUAUGUAGGGAAUUGAUUAAGAUGAUGGAUGAUUGGGGUAUAAGAGAUAAAGUUGUUUCUUUUUCAGUUGACAAUGCUAGUGCCAAUGAUAAUUGUAUUUCUAGAUUGAAGAGAGAUUUUUUUGGUAGGAGAAAUCUUCCACUGGAUGGAAAAUUGUUUCAUGUUAGAUGUUGUGCACACAUCUUAAAUUUGUUGGUUCAGGAUGGGCUUGAUAUGAUAAAGGUGAUUGUGGAUAAAGUUAGGAAUGGUGUCAAAUAUUUGUUGAAUUCUGAAACAAGGUGCAAAGAAUUCAAGAAAAUUGUUGAUGAGUUGCAACUUGAGGGCAGGUUGCAAGUAUUGGAUACUAAGACCAGAUGGAACUCAACUUGGUUGAUGUUGUCCACAGCUUACCAUUACAGAGAAGUAUGGCCUAGAUAUGCUGAAGAAAAUGGAGCAUUUCUUAAUUUUUUGCCUGAUGCAAAUGAUUGGGAAGAUGUUCAUGAUAUUUGCAAGUUUGUGGAAGUCUUUGCCGAUGUGACAGGAAUUAUUAGUGGUACAUCUUACCCUACUGCUAAUUUGUUUUUGGCUGAGCUUUUCAGGGUGAAGGUUUUACUUGAUAACCCCUCUGAAAUCUCAAACAAUCCUCAAUUACAGGCCCUUGCUAAUGAGAUGAAGUUGAAGUAUGACAAGUAUUGGGCAGAGUCUAAUACAUUGAUUUCUAUUGGUGCAAUUCUUGAUCCAAGGUAUAAAAUGAUCUUCAUCAAAUGGGUAUAUCCCUUCUUGUAUCAAAAUGCUACUCAAGCAGCUUCCUAUGAACAAGAGUUGGCAACCAACUUACACACUCUAUUCCAAUUAUAUCAAGAUACCUUUGGAGUUAAUGAUGCCCCUAUUUCUGAAACUCUUGAAGUAGGAAGUAGUUCUGGAUUAGGAAAGAGAAGUUUUGAGAGGUUUUUAGAAACUGUGGUUGGUAGUUCUAAUACAAAAUCAGAUCUUGACUUGUAUCUUGAGGAGUCUCCAUUGAAGGUUCCCCCAAACACCAAUUUUGAUGUUUUAACUUGGUGGGUGGCAAAUGAGGCCAAGUAUCCUGUUCUUAGUAGAUUAGCAAAAGAUAUACUAACUGUUCCAGUUACAACAGUUGCUUCAGAAGCAACUUUUAGUGCUGGUAAAAGGAUUAUUGAUCCAAAACGAGCUUCAAUGAAAACUAAGACCGUAGAAAUGGUGCUUUGUGGGGGUGAUUGGGCCAAGGAGAGGUACGAGAUUAAAAAGGGAUGCACUUCAAGUAUUUUUGAGGAACCUCAAGAUGACCCUCUUACAUAUGAUUUUGGUCAGCAAUAG
Vicia villosa (hairy vetch) is the source of this 2373-nucleotide messenger RNA. Its product is annotated as zinc finger BED domain-containing protein RICESLEEPER 2-like. Lineage: Eukaryota; Viridiplantae; Streptophyta; Magnoliopsida; Fabales; Fabaceae. Bases 1 to 2373 code for a protein of 790 amino acids. The transcript is spliced from 4 exons. The record is from RefSeq and is a predicted model, not a curated record. Gene Ontology annotation, molecular function: DNA binding; protein dimerization activity.